Chrysoperla carnea is the source of this 1846-nucleotide messenger RNA. RefSeq names its product cell division cycle 7-related protein kinase-like. Lineage: Eukaryota; Metazoa; Arthropoda; Insecta; Neuroptera; Chrysopidae. Gene Ontology annotation, biological process: protein phosphorylation; mitotic DNA damage checkpoint signaling. The coding region runs from base 149 to 1846 and encodes 565 amino acids. The transcript is spliced from 10 exons. The record is from RefSeq and is a predicted model, not a curated record. Gene Ontology annotation, molecular function: protein serine/threonine kinase activity; ATP binding. Gene Ontology annotation, cellular component: nucleus.
UUCUGUUCUUUUAUGCUAAUCAAAGUAUAAUAAUGCUAUCGGUUAUCGUGUCAAUUGGUUAUUUACAUUAACCUUACACAUCACCAUAAAAUGGCUUAAAAAUUGUUUAGUUGGUGAACAAAUUCUUGAAUAACUACUAACGAAGUCAAUGAAAAAUGAAGAAAGUUAUUUAAUAAAAUUAAAAAUGAUUCAAGAAAGUGAUAAAAAAGAUAUCUUCGAAGAUAUCGAAACGAACCCACGUGAAGAAUGUGUAACACCAACGCCAAUUGAAAGUCCAGAACUGAAGCUGAAUCCAUUUAGGGAUAUCAAUGAAAAGCUACCUGAACUAUAUAAUAUAUUUACAAUACAUGGGAAAAUUGGUGAGGGAACAUUUAGUUCUGUAUUCGUAGCCAGUUUGAAAAGUAAUAACUCUAUUGAAUUAUCCAAAAAUAAAUUGUUCGCGAUUAAACAUCUUGUUCCAACAUGCCAUCCAUCCCGAAUUGAACGUGAAUUAAAAUGUUUAAAAGAAAUUGGAGGUACUCAAAAUGUUGUUGGUGCAGAUUUCUGUAUAAGAAAUCAUGAAAAUGUCGCUUUUAUAAUGCCUUUUAUAAAUCAUGAAAAAUUUAGUGAUUAUUACCUGGAUAUGAACGCAAAAGAGACUGCAUUGUAUUUAAAAAAUAUUUUAAUUGCGUUACAAAGGGUACAUAGUUUUGGAGUGAUUCAUCGUGAUGUAAAACCGAAUAAUUUUUUAUAUGAUCGAAAAAAUAAACAAUUUUUAUUGGUCGAUUUUGGAUUAGCCGAUUACGUUAAGAAAGAUUCAAAAAUCGCAACUGGUGGUGGUAUUAUAGAAUCAAAUACAGCUAAACGGAAAUUACGAAAUUAUCCCGAGGAAAAACUUCCACCUAAACGGAUAGCGUUACAAACGAAAAAUUCUCCAAUUAAGAAGCCUCCUUCAGUUUUUGGUUUAAUUAAUAAAGAAAAUAAUCCUUUGUACAAUAACAAAGUAAAUAAUGUUAUCAAAUCGCCGUUUAAAUCACCCUUUAAAAAUUAUAACAGUAUAAGCCCACCAAAAAAUUCUAAAUCGCAUGUGAUAUCAAUCUAUCAAGAUAAAGUAUUAAAUGCAGCAUCGAUAGUAAAACGUUUAACAUUUGGAGAGGAAAACACCGAAAAUUCGAUGGAUAAAAAAUCAAACGUAAAAUUUAGUUGUAACAGUACGAAAAGUAUAUUCGGAAUUAAAACUAAACCUGUAAAUGCCGCUUUACAGAAGGCACGCAUCAAUAAAAAUGAAAUAAAAAUGUGUGAAUGUUUUAAAAAAGCACGUAUUUGUAAUGUUUGUAUGUUAAAAAAAGCACAAUAUGCUCCACGCGCUGGCACGCCUGGAUUUCGUCCACCAGAAGUUCUUUUAAAAUAUUCGCAUCAAAAUACUGCUGUUGAUAUGUGGGCGGUAGGAAUUAUAUUUAUUAGCAUUUUAAGUGGUUGUUAUCCAUUUUUUAAGGCAUCCGAUGAUGUGUCAGCACUAGCCGAAAUUAUCACAUUAUUUGGAUCUGAAACAAUAGAAAAUCUUGCAAAAGUUUUAGGGCAAUCAUUAACUUGUAGCAAUAUUUGCAAACAAGUUCGUUUAAAAGAUUUAUGUAUUGCGUUAAGAAAUCGUUUUACACGACAAAAAAAUAAUGAAACUGCAUCAAAUUGUAACGAUUGUAAACGUAACAAAAUUCAUCCCUGUUUAUGUUUCAUAAAAAGUUUUGAGGUUACAAAUAUAUUUCCUGAUACAGCAUACGAUUUGCUUGAGAAAUUAUUGGAUGUGAAUCCACACACAAGAAUAUCCGCCGAAACAGCAUUAAAACAUCCAUUUUUAAACGAUUUAUAA